This is a messenger RNA of Teleopsis dalmanni, 1227 nucleotides long. Its product is annotated as protein ANTAGONIST OF LIKE HETEROCHROMATIN PROTEIN 1-like. The transcript is spliced from 2 exons. Lineage: Eukaryota; Metazoa; Arthropoda; Insecta; Diptera; Diopsidae. The record is from RefSeq and is a predicted model, not a curated record. The coding region runs from base 1 to 1227 and encodes 408 amino acids.
AUGGCGCUCGGUACGGCAGUACAAACUGUUAGUAAAUUUAAAUCAGAUUCUUGGGAAGGUCGGGCUAAACUAUUCGACUGCACUGUAUCUGUAAUACUUUUAUAUGCAUCAGAAGUGUGGGGUCUACGUUACUGUGAUUCACUUGAAAUCGUUCAAUCAACGUACUACAAACGUUUGUUAGCACUCCCCCAAGCUACAAACAAUGCAGCACUUAGACUAGGUCUUGGUCUUGUAACUAGGUCUUGUAAAUAUUUCAUACAGAGUUUUCAAACGCGCAAUCGAUUUCAUUAUACGAAUUCUUUAAAUGGACCAAUCAAGAUACCUCAAACAACGUCUCCUUCGUCUCAUUUACCUAUACGGUUGUCUGUUGAAAAGAAAAUAGCUAUUGCAGUUUACAAACUUGCCUCUUGUGCUGAAUACCGUGUAAUUGCAAAGGGAUUUGGAGUAUCAAAAAGUACUGUUUGCUUAUGUGUUCACAGUUUCUGUAAAGUUUUAAUUGAAAAUCAAGUCGGCAAAAUAUUAUCCUGGCCAAAUGCAUUAGAAUGUGAACGCAUAGCCUCGAGAUUUGAACAAAAAUUUAAACUGCCAAAUAUUAUUGGUGUUAUAGACGGCACUCAUGUGCCAAUUAAACCCCCACAAGACGGUGCUGCAGACUUUCGUAACAGAAAGGGUUAUAGUUCCAUUGCAGUGCAAGCUAUUGUGGAUGAUCAAUAUUUAUUUAAAAAUAUCACAGCACGAAAUCCUGGCUGUGCACACGAUGCAUCAGUGCUUAGGGGCAGUUCUCUAUACAAAAACCAUAAUACAUUAAUUCCUGAAAGCCAUAGGGAAAUCGACGGAAUUUACAACGCCUCAAAUGAAGCUAUGCUUUUUAAACUUCCUUAUUAUAUUAUUGGUGAUGCAGCUUAUCCGCUUUGUAACUGGAUUAUGAAAAAUUAUAGGGACGAGUUAACUGUUGCACGAAUUGUUGUGGAGCAAGCAUUUGGUCGCUUGAAAGGAAGAUGGAGAAUACUUUAUAAGAAGAGCGACCUAGAUGUUUACAAUAUGCCGCAUGUGAUAAUAUCGUGCGGAAUUCUUCACAAUUUUGUGGAGAUAUCUAAACAACGUUAUAAUUCCUCGUGGGAUGUAGAAAGAAUCCACGGUGAAAGUGAAUAUCCCCAACCUGAACAGAUGUACAAUCGACAAAAUUCGUCGUCCGGACAUCUUAUGCGAGAUCAUAUAUGCGCGUAA